AUGGAGGAUACGUAUGCCAUUGCUUUACAACGUCUGAAUUCAAAUGAUAAAGAAAGUCCAAUAUCAUUAGCAUAUUUUGGAAUAUUUGAUGGGCACGGUGGAAAAGAAGCUGCAGAAUUUGCUCGACAAAAUUUAUGUCAACGAAUAUUGGAACAAGAUGAUUUUUGGGCAAGUUCAUCGUCAAACGUCACAAAUGGUGAGAUUAGUUCAGAAGAAACAAUGGUUACAUCAGAAAAAGAAGUCGAUGAUAAAAUUUUAAGUGCCAUAAGAAAAGGAUUUUUACAAUGUCAUAGUGAUAUGUGGAAUGAUUUGCCAAAGUGGAUAAAAACAUCGUCCGGUUUACCUAGUACAUCAGGUUGUACGGCGAGUGUUGUGUUUGUUCGUGGAAAUAAACUCUACAUUGGUCAUGUGGGAGAUUCAGCUAUUGUGUUGGGUGUUGGUGACUCAUUAUAUCAACCUUGGGAAUGUGUGCGUUUAACAAAAGAUCACAAACCAGAAGAUCCAUCAGAAUUAAAACGUAUUCGAGAUAGUGGUGGAAAUGUUUUAUGUAAAACCGGCGUUCAUCGAGUUGUUUGGAAUCGACCGAAAGUUUCACACAGUCAUAAUCAUCGUCACUCGCAGCAUUCACAUCAUUAUUCUCAUAGAACAUCCGCAAUAAAUUCUCAGUCGAUGACAAAUGAAUAUGAACAAAUACCAUUUCUAGCUGUAUCACGUGCAUUAGGUGAUUUAUGGUCUCUUAAUAGCCGAACAAAUAUGUACAGUGUUUCACCUGAACCUGAAUUAACUGUAAUCGAAAUAAAUCCAUUCAAACAUCGUUGCCUAAUAUUAGCUUCAGACGGUUUAUGGAAUAUGAUGACACCGGAAGAUGCCGUAGAAAUUGUGCGAUCAUGUGAUGUCAAAACAGAAGAAAUGAUUUUGAAAGCAGAGGAUGAUGAUCAACGUCCAUUUCGUAAUCCGUCACAUGAACUUGUUCAAAAAUCGUUAACCCGUUGGCGUGAACGUAUGUUAAGAGCGGAUAAUGUUACCUGUAUCACUGUGAUGCUUGAUCAACCUGGUCCACCAUUCAGCGAUUGUAUCGUUCUGAAAAAGAAACAACAUAAUUUUGGUUCUACUUCAUCUUCGACAACGUCUAUUUAUUCUGAUGAUACUAUCGAUAUGGACAAUGGAACAGUUUUUUCUACUCCUCCAAAACAUGCAAAUGAUAAACCUGUUUUACAUCGAACAACAUCUAAACACAAUGAAAAUAUUUUAACACCAAUAUCAAAUGGACAACAAUCAUCAACAACACCAUUAAGAGUACGUAGAAGAGGAAAAAAUAAUUUUUUUUCAAAGUAGACGUUUUGAAUUGAUUCUGAUGCCUGACAGGAUCACAUCGCCAAAUUUAAUUUUCAGAUGUUAAAGAGAAAGCAUUUUAUAGGACAGGUUCUGAUUUGAUUCUACUUUGUCAAGUAAGUUGGUCUUCAGAUACAUUCAGAUAUCAAUGAGAUAUAUUACCUACUAUCUAUUUCAAAAUAUUAAGACCACGACAUAUCCCCUUUUUUCUGCCAAACAAAUAACGUGUACCAUCAAUAAUAGUAGUAGUAUUCUUUUAUCAAUGUCACAUGCUCCUAUCACGCUUUUUACCCGUAUAUAAUGACAUCGGAAAACAAGUAAGCUUGAAUCAAACGUGACCCGAUAAAAAGGAUAUUUACGGGUUAUUUCUCAACAUCAAAGUAUGGUUGCGCAAUCCUCUCUUGCAAACCCAAACGUCACUAAAUUUGAGUAUUUUAUGAAUGUAUCGAAUCAGAAGAUGCUCUUGUGAUAGAAGUGGUUGAAAGUUGACUGAAUAACUCUACCGUCCACUGCUGUUGCUCUUCCGGCAUAUAAUAAAUAUUUUCGAUUCUAUAACCUUGACAAUCAUGUUAAAGAACUUGAAAAAUCGAUUUUAGAAACUGUUAGUACUGUAAUACCUCAUUAAAUAAUAUGAGUUAGAAGUGGAGAUCAGCCUUGGUUUUCGGAUAAGUUGCGUACACUUUUACAGAAAAGAAAUCGAGCAUAUUGUAAAUGCGUUAAAAUUAAAUCGACUGGCAGUCAUCAUAACCAUUUUUUGUUAGUCGCAGAAUUUGAACAAUUGAGUAAAGAAUCUAAACCAGAUUAUAUUGAGCGCAUCAACAAUACUCAAUUAAACGAAAACAACGGUGGAGUUAGCUUCUCGUUAGGGAGAAAAAGUUCAGUUCCACCUAUAAAAAACUUAACAGGAAAUUGGUUAAAUGAAGACUGUCAAAAGAUAAUUGCAUUAAAUUCAUACAAAAAUCCGUGCCCAAACCGAUAAUGCAUGCUAAAUCGCUUUCUUCAAUUACUGUGCCUCCUGGUGAAGUAGAUAAUAUGUUGAAGUGUCUUGGUGUAAACAAGGCUAGUUAACUGCUAGAUCACUAAAAGAAUCAGCGCUUAUAACAUCCACUUAUUUAACUCAGAUAAUCAAUCAGUCUUUUAACACGGGAUUUACCCAGAAUCUUUCAAGACAGGAUGUGUAAAUGUGUUGUUUAAGGACUGUGAUGCUUCACAUCCACCCAGCUCCAGACCAAUCACACUUUUGCUAAUUGUAAGCAAAGUGUUUGAGAGGGUAGUGCAUAAAACUUUAUCCCAGUAUUUCCAUAAAAACAACUGUCUUCCAUGCAGUAUACAAAAAAAACUUGUCUUCCAUGCAGUCCGGAUUUAAAAGAGUUGAUUCAACUGUAAAUCAACUGAUAGAUCUCGUUGAUACUAUUCAUCUAGUUAAUAAUCAAAUUUAGUCACUCGUGCUGCUUUUUUUGACUUCUCCGAAGCUUUCGAUCGUGUGUGGAUUAGGGCACUGCUGUAUAAGUUUGAGUGUAGGCCUGCAAAAGUUCAGCGUUCUCUUUGAACGUAACGCUAAAGCACGUUGGCGUUCCUUGAACGUGAACGCUAAACAUGACGCUUUUUGAAGGUGAACGCGAAUGUUCUGGUGAACGUUAACCUUAUUUUAUAUGAACGGUGUUGAUCUUGUGUGGAAUGAAUAGUAUUACAAAACGUUAUAUACCAAUUUCACCUAGUAGUAUACCAAGUGAAACAGGUUUCUCCAUUACCAGCUAUAUUUAGUGAAAAAUGAACGCUCGUUUGUCCCAAAUGGGUUACGAUAAUAAAGGAAAACGUAUGUAGUUACUGUAAUAGUUUUGAUCAAGAAACUUCGGUUCCAGUGCUGGAAAAACUAGUCUUUUGGUCAGGAAAUCCAUGAUCUGUUCUUGGAAGAAUCAAUGUCUUGACCAGAGAAUUAAGGGGUAUCCUUUUUACACUGUAAUAAUCUGAUCACUGCCCUGAGCAGACCAUCUGAUCCUUCACUAGAGUUUCUAUUGAUUAGAUAAGAUCAAGCACAAAUAUAUAUGUUCUUACUACAGUACAAGAACAGAAGUUUAUAUUUACUUCAGAAGAUAGAAACACCGUUCGUAUAAAAAAAGCUCAUGUCCGCCAGUGCUUUAACAUUCAAACGUAUUUAGCGUUCAUGUUUAAGGAACGCGAACGUGCUUUGUGGCUCACGUUCAAGGAACGAAACGUGAACUUUUGUAGACAUAGUCGAAUGUAAGGGAGUUAAGGGUUCGUUGCUAUAGUGGUUUCAUAGUUACUUAACCGAUAGGAAGAUCAUAACUGUGAUUAAUGGGAAAGAGUCUAGUGCGCUGCCGAUAAGUCGAGGUGUACCGUAAGGCUCCGUGUUAUGCCUCUUACUUUUCGUAGCGUAUAUUGAUGAUAUUGACUCAGUUUAACGUCGAUCGCGAGGCUUUUUGUUGAUGAUACAGUGGUACAUCAUUCUCAAAGAACGUGGAUGUACUUACAGGUGUAUUAAAUGAAGAUCUAAAAAAUGUCUACGAAUGGACUGUUGCUUUGGAGAUAGAUGCCUUUGAACGAAAAUAAAUGCGAAAGUAAGAUUCUUAAUCAGAAACGAAACACAUUUACGCCCAAUCUUCUUAUUGGUUUAAGCUUUAAUCUUGAACCAGAACGAAAUCGAGAAUAUAAAUUCCCAUUACAUCAUUCUGAAACUUAAACUAUCAAAACACAAAAUCAAUCCUUGCACGAAGCUAGGAUCGAACACACGAA
Didymodactylos carnosus is the source of this 4086-nucleotide messenger RNA. Lineage: Eukaryota; Metazoa; Rotifera; Eurotatoria; Philodinida; Philodinidae. The record is from the annotation of a GenBank genome assembly.